AUGCCUUUACAUGUAUUAUAUCGAAUACCCAAAACAAUCGUAAAUUUGUGGCGUGUGCGCGGUAAAUUUCCAUCUGACCUCAAGGGUCAAUGGGCUUGGAAUAAAUUAUCAAAAAUAUCUCGCUCAUACUCCCAUUGUUUUUGUCAUUUACACAUUCACAUUGCAUAAGCUGUUUGUCUAUAUUUGUUACAGAUAACGCCAUAUGAUGUGUUGAACUUUGCCAUUGAUGUAACAAGAUAUUCAUAUACUCAUCUGUGACAUCAAUUUCACGGACAGUAUCGAGUGAGACUCCGUUGACAUAGUAUACAUUCAACAUGUGUAUAAUAAGAUUUUUUUCAUAUGAAGCAUUUAGUGUCCAUAAGACAAAAGAAAUACUUCAAAAGCUAAGAGUCGUUGACCGUGAUGUAGUGGAAUUAUCUACGGAGCUGUGUUACCAUGUCGAGUUGGCCGAGGGCUGUGAAUACCUAAAUAUUAAUCAGAUAAAGAUUCUGCAGUGGCUGUUGAGUUCCCCGCUCCAGCCUAAUGCUUUAAGGAAUAAUACUGUCUACACUAAUGUGAAAGAUAACCAGGUUGUUAUUGAAAUUGGGCCAAGAUUUAAUUUCUCAACGGCUGAUUCGAGUAACUCAGUCCAAAUUUGCGAAAGCGUUGGUCUACGCGAUGUGGUCCGCCUCGAGGUAUCAACCAGACACCUCAUCACUUUCAACAGGACUAAGAAUGUCUCAAAUAAGCACUUUGAGGACUUGGCCUCAGUUUUGCAUGAUAGGAUGACGCAAUGUAUAUACACGUCAGAAAAUCUCCCGAGGCACAGUUUUAAUGAGGGGCUGCCGAAGGAUCUGGAGCCCUGGUUCGUGGUGCCUCUUCUGAAGGAGGGACGACCAGCUAUGGAACGAGUCAACCAAAAACUAGGUUUGGCGUUCGAUUCCUGGGACAUAGACUUUUACACGGACCUGUUUGUAAACAAACUGAAGCGUGACCCAACCAGCGUGGAGUUGUUCGAUCUAGCCCAGAGCAACAGUGAGCACUCUCGUCAUUGGUUCUUUAAGGGCAAAAUCAUACUGGAUGGCAAAGAGAUCAACGAAUCAUUAAUUGAUAUGGUUGCUUCCACUCAAGCGACGUCGAACGAUAACAACGUCAUUAAGUUCGGUGAUAACAGCAGUGCCAUCAAAGGAUUCAAACACACAAAACUAAAGCCGACCAACGUCCGAGCGCCAUCACAAGUCAUCCAAGAGGUCACUGAAUCCGACAUCAUCUUCACAGCGGAGACCCACAAUAUGCCUACCGCGGUGGCUCCGUUCAGUGGGGCCACUACUGGGACUGGUGGGCGUAUUAGAGACGUCCAGGGGGUUGGGAGAGGAGGGCAUACUGUUGCUGGGACCGCUGGAUAUAGCGUUGGAAACUUGAACAUACCCGGUUACGAACUACCAUGGGAGGAAAAGACCUGGGAGUACCCGAGCAACUUCGCUAGUCCACUGCAAAUCAUCAUCGAGGCGAGCAACGGCGCUUCUGACUACGGCAACAAGUUUGGAGAACCGGUUAUUACUGGCUUUGUUCAGUCAUACGGCCUGAAGAACGGCGACAACGUGCGUGAGGAGUUCGUGAAGCCGAUCAUGUUCAGCGGCGGCAUUGGAUACAUGCCUCAUUCCAUGAUCAAAAAGAAUAAGCCAGACAAAGGCAUGCUUCUAGUGAAGAUCGGAGGGCCCGUGUACCGCAUCGGCGUGGGCGGCGGCGCGGCUUCCUCCGUCGCGGUGCAGGGCGGCGACUCGCGCGACCACGCGCUGGACUUUGGAGCUGUACAGAGAGGUGAUGCUGAAAUGGGCAACCGUCUCAACCGAGUUGUAAGAGGAUGCCUUGAGGCUGACGUUAACCCAGUUGAGUCGAUCCACGACCAAGGUGCCGGCGGCAACGGGAACGUCCUGAAGGAGCUCGUGGAGCCGGAGGGCGCCGUGGUGUUCAGCAAGGAGUUCCGGCUCGGAGACCCCACCAUCACCACCCUGGAGCUGUGGGGCGCGGAGUACCAGGAGAAUGAUGCGCUGUUGUGCUCUAAGGAGAACAGAACUGUUUUAGAAGAAAUCUGCCAGCGCGAGCGCUGCCCCGUAUCCUUCGUGGGCGAAGUGACCGGCGACGGCUACAUGAGUCUCGUGGAGGGGCCCUUCAGCGACCGGUACCUCAGCAGGAACGAGAGGUCGAAACCUGAGGUCAAGGCCAAACUACCGUACGAUCUACACUUGGAAGCUGUCUUAGGAAAUAUGCCAAGAAAGACAUUUGACUUCAGACAGGACAAGAGAACCAAACUGCCGCUCUCACUGCCAAAGGACGUUACCGUCCAAAGUGCUUUGGACAGGGUUUUGAGACUCGUCAAUGUUGCUAGCAAGAGAUACCUUAUUAAUAAGGUCGACCGCUGCGUCACGGGUCUAGUAGCCCAGCAACAGUGCGUGGGCCCACUCCACACACCUCUAGCUGACUGUGCGAUCAUCGCCCUGUCUUACAACGAGCUCGUCGGCUCAGCCACCUCCAUCGGAACACAGAACAUCAAGGGUCUGCUGGACCCCGCUGCAGGAGCGCGGCUGUCUCUCGGAGAGGCUCUUACCAACUUGGUAUUCGCCGGCAUUUCCUCACUAGAAGACGUGAAGUGCUCGGGCAACUGGAUGUGGUCGGGCAAGACGGGCGGCGCGGGCGCGGCGCUGGUGGUGGCGUGCGGCGCCGUGUGCCGCGCCAUGAGGGAGCUGGGCGUGGCCGUGGACGGCGGCAAGGACUCGCUGUCCAUGUGCGCGCAGGUCGCCGGGGACACGGUCCGCUCACCUGGAACUCUGGUAGUGUCGACGUAUGCGCCGUGCCCUGAUAUUACCGUCAAGAUAGAACCGGCUCUAACAACCGAGAACUCUGUGCUCGUGCACGUGCCCGUAUCAGCUGGGAAAUACAGAUUGGGAGGUUCUGCGCUGGCGCAGUGCUACAAGCAACUUGGCGACAACCCGCCUGAUCUUGACCAACCGGCCGUACUGAAGUCACUGUUCAAGAUCACGCAGAAACUCUUGAAAGAAAAGAAGCUACUUUCCGGCCACGACAUCAGCGAGGGAGGUUUCAUCACCACGGUCCUAGAGAUGGGCAUCGGCGGUCUGAGAGGGCUCCACGUGGACCUGCAGGCCCCCGUGUCGGCCAUCGAAGCGCUCUUCAACGAAGAGUUGGGCAUCGUCCUAGAAGUGGCGCCAGACAAUCUGCAAUACGUGCUCGCCGAGUAUAAUAACGGUGGAGUGAAAGCGCAGAAGAUUGGCGUUACCGGCAAAUAUGGCAUGCGCUCUGAGAUCUCCGUGAAAGUGAAUGGCGAAUCAGUGUUGAAGACUCAGCUGAUAGACGUGUACAGAAUGUGGGAAGAGACAAGCUACCAGCUGGAGUGCCUGCAGGCCAACUCCGAGUGUGUCAAACAGGAAUGGGAAGGUCUCGAGCAACGCAAGGGUGUAACGUACAACGUGACCUACGAUCCUACAGCCGCGGUUAUCAAGUCCAAAUCCGUCAGGGUAGCGGUUCUUCGUGAAGAAGGAACGAACGGUGAUCGUGAAAUGAUCGCUUCACUGUUGAUGGCCAACUUUGAAGUUUUCGAUGUGACCAUGAGCGACUUGCAGAACGGCAAGAUCACACUUGACGCUUUCAAGGGACUUGUGUUCCCCGGUGGAUUCAGUUAUGCAGACACCCUAGGCUCAGCUAAAGGCUGGGCGGCCGGCAUCCUGUUCUCCAACUCGCUGAGCUCCCAGUUCGCUCACUUCAAGGACCGAAGCGACACGUUCUCGCUGGGCGUGUGCAAUGGUUGUCAACUGAUGGCUCUGCUCGGCUGGAUCGACCCUGAGCCCAAGGUGCAGAACAAGACACAAGUGUUCUUGGACCAUAAUAAGUCGGAGAGAUUCGAAUGCCGCUGGAGCGCAGUAAGGAUCAGCGCCGGCGCCGCCGACGUGUGGUUCGGCGGCAUGGCGGGCAGCACGCUGGGCGUGUGGGUGGCGCACGGCGAGGGCCGCUUCGUCGCCUCCGACGCCGCGCUGGCCGCCCUGCAGCAGCAGCGGCAGAUCGCCAUGCAAUACGUCGACGAUGAUGGCGUUCCUACUGAGACUUACCCGAUGAAUCCUAACGGAAGUCCACUGGGCAUCGCCGGCGUGCGGUCGCGGGACGGGCGGCACGUGGCCAUGAUGCCGCACCCCGAGCGCUGCGUGCUGCGCUGGCAGGCCGCCGCGCCGCCCGCCCUCCCCGCCCCCGCCGCCACGCUCAGCCACGCCUCGCCCUGGCUGAGACUCUUCCAGAACGCAUACACGUGGGCUGUCAAACAUUAAAUGUGCAUCGAACAAAUUGCUUGAAAACGUUACGGAAAAGGGACGCCUUUCCUGUAGACAAUAUUAUAUAAAACUACUAAAUCUUUCAUCAUUCAGCUUUUAAGGAGCUUGAACAUGUUUAUGCUAAAAAAUGUUUCAAUCCUAAUGGUGAAUAUUGGUUGUGGAUAAGCCUUUCCUGCCGUUACAAUGCAUUUAGAAAUUGAUUUAUCGGCACCCGCAAUGUGGUACUUUUUGAUUAAAACCGCUACAAAAAAAUCCUAACAGAAAAAUCCUAUCAUAGAUCUAGUAUAUUUUCUAUAGAUGCGCCAUAAGCGUGCACCCGUGAGGGACAGAACAUACACAAUGCGACAAAAUUAAAAACACGUUUUAACCUUCCUGACAACUUACCAAAACCAACCUACGUAAUUUGAUCGGGUUAUUUGUUACCCACCAUAAUCCAUACUACUGGUGAGGACUAUAAAAAAUGUGAGACUAUGCCAAAAGCAAACAAUAAUAACGCUUUCUCUCCUACUCCUACUGAAAGUUCCAUUAGAGCAUCUCGUCCGGUCAUCUCCCGGCUCUACGAUUUCACCUUUAUACUAUAUAUUGCUCGUUUUCCCUCACGCUGACCAUUUUAGGAAGCAAUCCAAGUAUCAGUACAAGAGACGCCUGCAAACGAUAGUUAAAAAAACUAUUAAUUAUAGAAAAAUUGUAAUGUCUAUAAAUUUACUGCCAAUUACUCUUUGCUGCGUCUUGGAAACGAGACAUUUACUGUAUUGUUAGUCAUAAGUUGCUACUGAUAUCAUAUAACCAGGGCCGGAUUUAGGGGAGGGCAACCGGGGCUACAGCCCCGGGCCUCCACAAAAGAGGGGCCCCCACAAUAGAGACAUCGAAAAAUGUAUCGUAUUAUUUUGAAAAAAAUUUGGGGCCAGGGGGCCUCCACUCCUUUAUUGCCCGAGGCCUCCAGACCUCUAAAUACGGCAUUGCAUAUAACCCACUUGAUGACUACAUUUCCAUGGAUGCGAUAUUUCGUCUUCCAAUACGUAUGCAUUCCACACCAAUUUGUGAUGCCUAUGUAUUCUAUUUUCAACAUGUUUAAUUCAUAUUGUUUUGCACAAAAACUUUAGAAAAAGAAGAACGAGAGAAAAUAAAAUUAGAAAAUCAUAAAAUCCUUGUGGAAAUUGAGUGCUUUAUUUAUAAUCAUUUUGAUAAAUUGAAACAAACUCGAAUGUAAUUCAUCUCAUUUAUUAUGCUAUAUAAAAUAUAGGUACAUAUUUUUAAAGUUUACUCGUUUUAUAGUGUAAAACAUUCCUAUAUACAAAUAUGUUUUAAGUUAAAUAUUUACAUGUUAAGUAUUAUUAAGAACAAAAGUGCCUUAUGAACUAAAAGUUCGUUGUUUUUUUAAUAAAUAUCGAAACUUCUUAAA
This is a messenger RNA of Cydia pomonella (codling moth), 5718 nucleotides long. Its product is annotated as phosphoribosylformylglycinamidine synthase-like. The record is from RefSeq and is a predicted model, not a curated record. Bases 315 to 4313 code for a protein of 1332 amino acids. NCBI's taxonomy places the organism in Eukaryota, Metazoa, Arthropoda, Insecta, Lepidoptera, Tortricidae. Gene Ontology annotation, molecular function: phosphoribosylformylglycinamidine synthase activity. Gene Ontology annotation, biological process: 'de novo' IMP biosynthetic process. The transcript has 24 exons.